Molecule: messenger RNA, 2814 nt
Organism: Serendipita indica DSM 11827
Lineage: Eukaryota; Fungi; Basidiomycota; Agaricomycetes; Sebacinales; Serendipitaceae
Source: the annotation of a GenBank genome assembly
AUGGAGCCCUUCUUCACGAGUUUUCGGAUGGCUCGUCUGGCCAACGCAGAAAGUUCUUCAUCUGCAACAGACUCCGCCACUCGAGAUGCACUCAACGUUCUGGUCACGAGCAUCAUGCAGACUACAGGAUGCAACAUCACCUGCAGGGAAGACGAGACCACCCACGCAUGGAUAUUCACCCUCAGUGGCCCAUACCAGUCUCAUCGCCGUGCGACCAUCAAGGUAUCACGAACGGAGAUCUUGGACCACCCGACGACAUCUCCAAGGCUCAAGUUGGAGGUUCGCAAACGGCUUGACGAAGUGGCUGCUGCCACAACUGCACACAUUUCUGUCAUUAAUCCUCAAAAUACGACCACGGAUAACGAUAAUACCGAUUCCUGGGUGCGGGUGGAAGCCGAGCGCUCCUGCGAACUCUUGGUCACUGGAAAGCAGGACGCGGUCGACUCGGCUCGAGUAUUGCUGUUGGUAAUGCUGGACAAACUCAGUGGACUUCAUGCCGAAUCGCUCGAGAUUGAUGUCAAGCUGCUCAGUGCGUUUGGUGGCCGGAAGCGCAUCAACCUCCAGACGAUUCAAGAGGAGACUGCCACAAACAUCUACUACCCUUCUUUUCUCAAUGCGCUCAGUGGCUCUGCCGAAUCCCGUAACGCUGCGAGACAAAAAGCCAACACGGUUUGGAUUACUGGCGACGCUUUCAACGUUCGUAGAGCGCGAGACAAACUGACACAGCAGGCAUUAGCAAAGUCGAAAACCAUACUUUCAAGAGACAUAUCGAUGCUCCCUCGGAAAUUAGACUGGCUCCUUCUCCAGCACGCCGACGAACUCAGGCAAAUCAUGACCGACAAUGGGACUUUUGUCCAAUUCCCUAUCAUUGGAUCUCAAGCAUCCACCGUAACAGUCUUCGGCGAUCAACGCACCAACAUUCAGCGAACGAUCCGCUCUCUCAUGGGCCUCACCGUGCACUACUACACCGCCAGUUACUGGCUCCUUCCCAUGAACUUCAUGCCCCCAAACCUUAUACCCGCUCAAAUUAUACCCGCUCUCGAACUCAUCUCCAGUACAACAUCCUGCGAAGCCAUCUACAAAAACAAUUGCUUUGAAUUUCAUGGACAGGAGCCGGAUAUUACGAAGGCCGUUUCACUCAUUGCGGAGCAGGAUGUCGUGCGCCCGUUCGGCCACGAGAUUCACUUCCAGAUUGAAAUGUCCAACGAGCACCGCGACUUUAUCAGCGGCAAGAAAAAUGGAAAGAUCAACAAGAUCAUGCAACUUUCCAGCGUCCUGAUCAAGUUUGAGUCACUCAACGAUUUCAACUUUGUCAUCGUCGUUCAAGGGAACGACACGAACGCACUUCAGGGACUUCAAUUCCUCAAGGAAGAACUUCCAGCGGAGAUUUCGUUCCAUGUACCCGAGAUGUAUCACAAACGCAUCAUUGGUGUCGGAGGCAAGAGUAUCCAAAAGAUAAUGAAGAAAUAUGGCACGUUUGUCAAGUUCUCGAAUCAGGAAGAGUACAACGCCAUUGGAGGGUACCAUGAUAACGACGACAACGUGCUUGCCAGAACUCCCGCAAAGAAUGCUGCGAACCUAGAAAACCUGCGACAGGCUAUCAUGGAACUUGUUGCUCCAAAGGAUAAGGACUUUAUGACAGAAAGAAUCGAUGUUCCCCGAAGAUAUCACCGUGCCUUGCUUGGAGAAAGCAGCAUUUUCAUACACGAUAUCGAACGGAAGAGCGCAUGCAAGGUUCGGUUCCCGGAUCGUGAACUCGCAGAGGACUAUGUCGACAUUUUCGGUCCCGAUGCCCAAGUUCACAUUGCUGCGGCGAUGCUGCUGGAACACGUCCCAUUCGAGGCAGAAAUGACAGUGCCUCCAAGCCCCGAGCUUCCUCGUGUCAUCAAUACACCGCAUUUCGCAGAUUUUGCAGAAGGGAUCAAGCGAGAACUUCAUGUCACAAUCGUUCCUCAACUCAAGAGCGGACACGAACAGUCCGUGUUCAAGUUCCAUUGCCAGCGGUCAAAUGCGGACUAUCUCAGCGCGGCGAAGGAGCUGCUAGAAUCUUAUCUCCUGAAUCACAACAUUCAAAUCUAUGUUACCCAUACUCACAAGCGGGCGGAUUCAUUUGCGGAUACAUUUUCUUACUUUCACUCAAAGGUGUUGGCAAACCCGAGUACCGAAGGGUAUAUGGAACGUCGCAUUCGGCUUGCCAACUCUACACCUGAUGUCAAGACUCUUUUGCGUAACUCGCUUCAAUACGCAUACUCCAUGGCAGAAGCAAACGAGACUGACGACCUUACGUCCCGCUUCAACGGGGUCAACCUGCAAUCUCAAGGGGAAUACAAUCCUCCGCCGCCAGUCUUUCCUGCUCGCACUGGCUUGAUCAACGCUCCGCGACAGGACGAUGAGGCCAUCAAGCGUGGGUCGGACUCACUUCUCGAAUCCAAGAUUCGUGAAUAUGCAAAGCAAAAGCAGACUGCUAGUCGUGCGCAUUCGCUCGAUCUCUCACUUGUCUUAGCACGUAUCGUCGAGGGAUCUCCGGAUGACCCGCAUACCACAGAGUCUCAGGAAGACGUUUCUGAUGGCGAGAACGAGUCGCCAUCGUCCAUUGGUGGCAGUCACGUUACGGGAGGUACCAGCUCGUACCAUUCUCCGCGCAGGGAGAGUGCCAAUGGAGCCAUCGGUACGCCUGUACAUGGUAUGACUGCAGGGUCGCGUAUGUCGGCCCCUGCGUUGCCGUAUCUGGGCGGGCCACGUCCACACGCGAUGAGAGUCAAUUCGGGGCUCGCCGAGGACGUCAUUCGGGGCAUGCACGGAAACAAUAAAUGA